Messenger RNA from Colletotrichum graminicola M1.001, 2754 nucleotides. RefSeq lists its product as uncharacterized. The transcript has 3 exons. Lineage: Eukaryota; Fungi; Ascomycota; Sordariomycetes; Glomerellales; Glomerellaceae. The coding region runs from base 1 to 2754 and encodes 917 amino acids. The record is from RefSeq and is a predicted model, not a curated record. Gene Ontology annotation, cellular component: cytosol.
AUGACGGCCGACACACCGCCGCCAUCACUGCCGGACCUGGACCUGGAGGAUGGCACGCCCGGAUAUGAGACCAUCGAGGAGCGCUGCUUCUCGGCCGCCCUCAUCUGCCUCGAGGGUCACUACACCAUCCCACCCAUGGGACCACAGACCGCCGCGAGGGUCUCAUCCAUGAUCGCGAAAACCCUCGAAAAAACUCACACCUUCAAGCACGUCAGGGAAACCCUCUCAAGAAACGUCGAGAUAUGGAUCUGGUUGACAAAAAUCUUUGGCGCCGCCAUCCCCAGCCUCACUACGCGCUCAGUAGGCCCCCUAUCAAGCCUAAAUGACCCUGAGAAAGGGGUUACCCCCCAGGAGAGCACUGCUCUCAUCGUGAAGAACCAUCACAGCCUCAAGGAUGACCUUUCCAUUCUGAACAAGCUCAUGCACAUUGCCAGGAAUUUGCUGGUGACGUCGGAACCGGAGGUGCCUCAAGACAUCUGUGCCGCCGUUCACUUUGACCAGAUGGUAUAUCAAACCAUAAUCCUAUGUGUGAAUGUUACCAGCAAGGGAUACGAUGGCGAAAUUUUGGAUGAGACAUCACGGGCGAAGCUGAAUGAGAUCACUGAUAUGUACAAAAAGCUCCUCGUCACAUCCCUCCAGCAAGCACACAACUGGACGGCCAAGAAUGAUCGCAACAAGAUGUCGUUUUGGUACGAUGUGCUGUUCGAUGAAGACGCUCAGCUCGACGACCCCCAAGAAGGUAUGGGCGACGGCUCUGGGUUCCGCGUCGACAUCGCCAAGACGGAAAUCCAGCACUGGCUGGAGCGCAACUCGAGGAUGUGCGACACUGCACGGAAGCUCCUUACGGACUAUUCCCAGAACAAGUCUCAUAAGCCGCCAGGCGUCCUUGCGCCCAUCGCACCCUUGGCCUGGAACUGGUUCCCCGAGGGCCAGGUCAAGGUCCGCGCUGACAACUACAAGGAGGGCGAAAAGGUGAACCCUAGGUGGGACCCCGAGAUCCAGGACAAGUUUGAGCAGGACCGCGCCUACUGCCGGGUAUCGCGAGAGAUCGACACGUGGUGGAUGCGCGCGCGCGAUGCAAACUACGAGGGAUGGGUGGUACCGAUGCCGUCCGUCGACUUCGCCAAAACGCGGACGGAGCACUGCAAGAACAACCUCCUCAACCGCUACACGCCCGUCAUGCGCACUGAGGAUCAUCACGAAGUUGUCGAGAUCGAGGAGUCGGAGCAGGACCUAGGUCCUGACGACGGGGGCCCGGUGGGCGGGACGAGCGCGUCGGUAGAGGAGGAGUACGCCGAGGGCUAUGACGACAUGAUGGAUGACGAGGACAUUGACGACGACGAAUCCUACGGCGAGGGCCCCCUGACUGGUCUCCUGACCGAGAUCCCCAACAUCCUAGACCCGAAGCAAAUCGAGGCCCUCCACAUGAUCGUCAAGUCGUGUAUCCUCGAUUCGGCCGGCACCGGGCUCACCCGUGCGGGCGAGAACCUCCAAAAGACGCGCUGCCGCAUGUUCCUUGCUCUCGACUGCGGCAAGUCCCUGCUGCGCGAGAUGCUUGUCUUCAUCGCCGUCUGGGAAAAGGAUGAGCAGUCUCUCAUCUUCCAGAUCACCUCUCAGCUCAUCGAGGCCCUCCACCAUUCCGCAUUGGUGCCCUACGCCUGGAACUCCCUCCGAAUCCCCAAAGACAUUAUCUCGCCGGCGCAGACCGUUCUCCUCCGCCUCGUCAACCACAUCUUCCGCAGCCGCAUCAGCAAUCCGCCCCAGGACAAGAAGGAUCAGGAGCGCGACGUCAAGCUCGUCAUGUUCUUCUUCAGCUUCUUCCGCAGCCGCAUCGUCCCAGAGUGCGUCGCCCUAAUGCACCUCCAGGCCCAGAUCCGCGAGGACAACGUCGACCCGGCCGAGUUCCCCGUCGAUACCUGGGACAUGGAGCGUGCCAAGGACGGCCUUGCGCAAUACCUCGACUUCCUCACCACCGCCUCGGAGAUCGCCGAGUCGAGGAAGAAGCUCAUCGAAUGGGAGGCUGUUUACGACCUCAUCACCCUCCUCAACGGUCUCGAGGCCGGCGUCCCAAAGAAGCCUCUUGUCGACACCAUUCCCAGCCGCAACCGCCCCUCGGCGCCCCCCUCGGACCAACAAUCACAGUCCUCCCAGACGACCCCGAUCGUCGAGCGCCCCUACUCCACCAGCGAGUCCCUCCCGCCCUCUCCUCCGCCUCCGUCCCUAUCCGACCCUGCCCACAAGUACCCGUGGUCCGGCAUCAAGGGCCAAAUCUUUACCAUCCUCGCCACCCUCCUCCAACCACCUCCCGGCCAGUCCACGCCCGGCAACCCAGACGUACAGACGCAGAUGGUGAACCACAACGGUAUUGUCCCGCUCCUCAACUGCUGCGCCUACGACGACCACAAUCCUUUCGCCAAGGAACGUGUCACAAUCUGCCUCAAGUGGCUCCUCGACGGCUGUGAGGCCGCCAACAACUUCUUCCGCGAGCUCGUUAACCUCGGCGCCCCGCAGAACCUGCGCCCGCCGCCCGGUGGCACCACCGUCUCCACGAUCCGCGUUGACGGCAUCCAGGGCGAGGUCAAGGUACAGGUGCGCUCCAACUCGGCCCCCGCCGGCGACGGGGAGGGCCAGGAGGGCGGCGGCGGUGGGCGGCAGCAUAUUCACGACCCGUACGGACUGGCCGAAAACGCGGCGAAGAUGAACAUCCGGUCCAACGCCAGCAACGAGCCCUUCACUGACGAUGACUUCAUGUGA